Prosopis cineraria is the source of this 441-nucleotide messenger RNA. RefSeq names its product U1 small nuclear ribonucleoprotein C-like. Lineage: Eukaryota; Viridiplantae; Streptophyta; Magnoliopsida; Fabales; Fabaceae. Bases 1 to 441 code for a protein of 146 amino acids. The transcript is spliced from 2 exons. The record is from RefSeq and is a predicted model, not a curated record.
AUGGCACCCUCCAAUACUGAGGGUGCCAUUGAUAGGCAGGAAGACAAAGUCCAUUUUGGUGUGAAGCUCAUCCAUGGCAGUGCUCGCCAGCUGAAGAACAACAGAAAAGUGGAAGAUAAACAAGGAGAAGCAAGUAAUGAUCAUCAAGUAGCAGAGAAUCAUGCAGAUGCAGCAUCGUCGUCAUCAAGUGAGAAGAAGAUUGAUGAAGCAAAUCAGGUGGAUUAUGGUGGAGAUGUGAUGAAUCCUGAUCAACAACCCCCUUCUCCAUUUCCUCCAUUUCCACCAUCAAUUCCUGGGAUUCCUGGAUUACCAGUUCCAUACCCUGUUCCUGUUCCUGUUCCUACUACUCCUAUUCCUAUUCCUGUUCCUACAAUUCCUAUUCCUCCACUCCCUCCUAUUCCUGGUAUUCCUGGCUUUCCUGUUCCUCCUCCUCCUGUGUAA